AAGUGUGAAAAAAUAUAUCAAUAGUGAAAAAAGGAUGAAAGACCGAUUUCGAUACUAAUGUCGUUAAUGCGCAGUCAGCGACAGAGCUCAGAGCACAGAGAUGCCGCUCCGCAUUUAGUCUCAUCGUAGUUAAGAGGAAAGGAAGUGUGAUUACGAGUUUGUCGACAUAUCCGGCGAUAAAAAUUCGUUUACAAAAUGCCAAUUUAAGUGGUGAAAACGACAUGCUAUCGAUUGAAAGCCUGAUUGGUUAAGUAAGUGUUCGAUGCAAGUAUGGCCGCCCUGCCAUCACCCACGCAGGUGGCUGGAAGCCAUACUGCCAUAUAUGAAGCAUAUUAUAAUCAGGUUGAUCCCAAUGGAUAUGGACGAAUUGGUUCGAUGGAGGCAGCAAGAUUUUUGAAAAAAUCUCAACUGAGCGAUGUUAUUCUCAGUAAAAUAUGGGAUAUGGCAGAUCCACAAUCUCGUGGAUCAUUGGAUAAGUCUGGUCUUUUCGUGGCCCUUAAACUUUGUGCAUUAGUACAAGCUGGACAUGAACUAAGCAUGAACAAUUUAAAUUUAGAAUUACCUCCUCCAAAGAUGGGUGAUAUCUCUAUCGUACCACAAAAAAAUGUUUCUAAUACAUUACCAAUAAUAACAUCCAUUAACAAUGGAGACUGGUCCAUCAAACCUAACGAAAGAGCGAAAUAUGAUCAGUUGUUUGACAGUCUUCAACCUUCAAAUGGCUAUAUACCUGGAAAUAAAGUUAAAGGCGUUCUUAUGGACAGUAAACUUCCUUUAGAUACGCUUGGAAAAAUAUGGGAUUUAGCAGACAUGGAUAAAGAUGGUAUGCUGGAUAGACACGAAUUUAUAGUUGCUAUGCAUCUUGUGUAUAAAGCAUUAGAAAAGUAUGCUAUACCAAGUGUACUACCUCCUGAAUUAAUGCCACCUGGUAAAAGAAAGGACAUUUCUAUGCUGGUAUCUAAAUCACCUGUACCUAUGACUGUACCAACGAUGACACCACCACCAAUUCCACCGUUACCUAACAUAUCAACAGGCAAAAAUUUAUCUGGUCAAAUUGAUACAAUGAAGCCUAGUGCAAAACCUUGGGUAGUUUCAGCCGAAGAUCAAAUAGCAGCUGAUAAACUGUUUUUACAAGCAGAUAUGGAUAUGGAUGGAUUUGUCUCUGGCUUAGAAAUUAAAGAUGUCUUCCUUCAAAGUGGACUUCCACAACCUGUAUUAGCUCAUAUAUGGGGUUUAUGUGAUACAUGUCAAAGUGGAAAAUUAAAUAAAGAACAAUUUGCUUUGGCAAUGUGGUUGAUAAAGCAAAAACUUAGAAAUAUUGAUCCACCAACGACUCUAAAACCUGAAAUGGUACCUCCGUCUUUGCGAAAAGGUGGAGAUCUUAUCAUGGAAAAUAAUAAUAUCUCGGGAUAUUCUAAUCCAGAAUUAGAUAUGAUAAGUAAGGAUAUAGCGGAGCUUACACGAGAAAGACAUAGCAUGGAACAAGAUAUAGCUCAAAAAGAAGCUGAUAUUAAGAUUAAAAAUGGGGAAAUAAAAAGUCUUCAAAGUGAGUUGGACACAUUAGCUGCUACCUUAAAACAAUUAGAAAAUCAGAAGGGUGAGGCACAGAAGAGAUUAAAUGACUUAAAAGCACAGACAGCUGAUGUAGAUAGAGAUUUGAAUGAAGUGGAAAGCAAGAUUUGCAAGGAACAGAAGAAGGUUGACAAAUUACGACAACAAGCUGAAGAACAAGAGUCAGUCUUACGUGCUCAGGAGGAAGAACUCAAUUCCAAACGCCAAGAACUUGAGGGAUUGAGACAAGAAGAACAACAGUUAGAGCAACAACAGCAUAAAAGCAGGGACCAAUUAAAUGAGCUUACGAAAAACUUGCAAGAUACACAAUUACAAAUUAGUCAAGCAAAAGCUAAAAUUACACAUUUGCAAGAACAGCAGCGGCAAAUGAGUGAUGCUAUUGCACUUUAUGAUUCUGCGCUUGCUACAGCAGAUGCCACUCUUGUACCUGAUACUAGUCUACAAUUUAAUCCAGAGAUCGAAGAUAUAGAGUACGAUGAAAAAGAAACUAAAAAUGUGAAUGAAGAAAAUAAAGUAGAUACAUUUACAAAUGCAAAUGGACCUGGUGUCUUUGAUGGAUUUGAUAGUCAAGAUGCUUUUUCAUCAAAGAAAGCUCAAGAAGCAUUUUCUUCGUCUACUCCUGAUCCAUUUGGAAAUACAUUCCCAUCACAAUCAGCAACGGGUGAUUUUACUAAUGAUCCGUUUACUGCAUUCGAUAACACUAACACUAUCAAGCAAGAUCCAUUUGAUCCUUUCGGAGAUAGUAAAAGAAAUGACCAGAAAACUGGUGUAACUGCACCAGCGGUAACAAAGGAUCCAUUCGGAGAUGACCCAUUUGCAAAUCUUCAUGCUCCACCUCGACCAGAAAGUCCUAGCCCUGCUCUUCCACCUAAAAAAGCUAAACAACCACCGCCAAGGCCUGCACCUCCACGACCGUCGCAAGGUCCUACAGGAUCUUUGAGAGCAGCCCCAGUUCCAGCUCCUCCUACUCCAUCUCCCACUCCUGAUCCAUUUGCAAAUGCGAAUUCAGAUCCUUUUGCCGUGCAACAACCAGUUGGAGACAACAAUAAUAUCAGUAAUUUCACAGGAUCAUCUACAGGAUUCGCAGAUUUUGCAAACUUUGAUUCAAAGCCGGAAUCAUCGCUCAAUCGAACAGCGCCACCCAGACCAGUGAGCCGACCACAUGCUCCAGUGACACUAAUAACGAAGCUGCCGGACUUUACGGAAGAUCCCUUCAGAAAUUACCGAUACGAAGAUCCAUUUAAUAUAACAGACCCUUUCUCUGAUGAGGCAGAAGAUUCUAAUGCAAACAAAAAUACUACAACGAGCACAGUGGACCCAUUUGGAUUUGGAUCUACAUCGUUAUCAAAUACUACAAAUUCCUUGGUAAAAGGGUUCGAUGCUGAUUUUGGUAAAGCGUUUUUUGAUCGAAAUAGGAAUAUAAAAUCAUCUAAAAUUGAUACUUUCUCUAGCAACACGACCAAAACAAUUGAUAUCGAUGAAGCAUUUUCAAAUAAAUGUGACAAAAGUGGAAAGUGGCAGGCACAGGAAAUAGCGCAUAAUUUAAAUGUUAAACUAAAUCUUAAUGAUAAAAAAACUAAAAAUGACAUUGAUAACAUUUGGAAUGGUACUGCAACUCUUGCAUUAACAGAAGACGAACAGCUUGCUUGGGCAGCUAAGCAAAGUCUAAAAACUGAAGAGGAAAGACGUAGGCUCAAGGAACAAGAAGAAGCUGAAUUAGCUCUUGUUCUUGAAUUAAGUAAACGAGACAAAUCUGGAAAAUAAGAUUUCUUUUUAUUUUUCAUUGCGAUAAUUUAUGCUAUGAUUUACCGAUUAGUAUGUCUUUAAAUUCAAUGACUUAUUGACUUUUCAUUAAAAAUUAAGGAUAAAAAAGUAUAUAUAUAUCAUUUCCAAUUACCAACAAUGUAUUUGGAUAAAUUGAAGAAUUUUUAUUCGUAAAAUUACGUAUUGAAAUAUGUGUAACUAAUAUUUAAUUUACAAUUAUUAUUACUAUUAUUAUUUUUAUUAUUAUUAAUAUUAUUAUUAUUAUUAUUAUUAUUGUUGUUGUUAUUGUGGGAUCACAUAUUUUCGUGAAUAUGACUUAUACUGUAACCAACUUUAAAAAGAAGAAAAUUCUCGUGAUUUCUGUUGAAACCAAAGGCUUGUAUAAUAAUGCUUUUUCACUGAAUUUUUAAAUCAUGGUAAAUAUUUGAGAAUGUUUCUCCUAUUUCCUCCUAUUCAUUGUAUUUUAUCAGCUUAUAUAUUAAAUUAAAAUCUUAUGAAAUUAAUUGCAAGUCUGCAAUGAUAAAUUCUAAAAUAAUAUGAAUAAUAUUGUCCUAAUAAAUCGUUAGCCAACAUAUAUAUACACGACUCAACAAGGCAAUUAAAUUUAAUUAUAUAAAAAGAAUAGAACGGCAUAUUAUUGGAUCGACAAUAAGAUGAUGUAUGAAUAUUGAAAGAAUUCAUAUACGUAUCAGUAUAUAAACUAAUGCAGAUUUUUAAGCCUGUUGAAAAUUCUCUUUAUGUACACUGUUAUUAUAAAUGAAUGAAUAACGUCAAGAUAAUACUUCGAAAUCUUUUUGAUCACAGUCAUUUACAAUGUGUACUGUAUACAUUGUUUACCUUCUAAAACAAUAAUAACUUAAAAAAUUCUUAUAUUAUUGUAACCUUUCCUGUUAUUAAUGAAAAUUACAUAUAAGGAAAAAGUUAAUAAGCAAUUCAUUAGUAAAGAAACACGGCACUGAUAAAGUUAUACUGUAUAACUGAUACAGUUUUUGCUAUUUUAAAAAUUAUACUAGUAUUAGGUUGAACUGAUGUUAUAAAUCUAUGAUCGUUUAAAACUUCUAACCAUUUAAGGAGUUUUUGUAAUUAGCUUUAAACACACUGUUAACGGAGUCAAUAUCUUGUAGUUUGCUCAAGAUACAUUUGAUAAAUAAAUGCAAUUAUAUUAGUUGCAUGUAAACUCUUAGGACAACGAUGAUAUGAGAAUGUCAUUUAAUUCAAUUUUUGGUCUCUAAAUAUAUCCCAAAGAGAGAGAGAGAGAGAGAGAGGGAGAAAAAGAAUAAGGUGUUCAAAUUAUAUCUCUGCGUUUGAUUUAAGAUAUUAACUAUCUAAACAUACAGGAACGUGUUUAGCCUGAUCACAUCAUUAGUUGUUAAUUUCACAGUGACGAUGAAUUAUAUCCAAUGUAUAUAUAUAUAAUUGUUGUCUAUAUCAUUUUAUUAUAUUAAUAUAAUUAUCGAAGUUAUGAUUGUAUGGAUAAACUAUUGUUGCUAUAGGAUGUUUCCUGCAAACUUUUAUCAAUAUAAAGUAAACUAACAAUACAGUAAUUAAAAAAAUACUUGUGAUUUUUCAACAAGUCGAGGUAAAUAAUAAUAAUAAUAAUUUUAAUUUGCGUAUUAUUAACGCAAAUUUAUUGCAAGUCUAUUAAGAUAUAUUUGCGCUCGUGUACAUCCAUUGAGUACUGAAACUAUAAUAUCUAUAUUUUAAGUUCAAAACACCUUGUAAUGCUCACUAUGAAAACAAACAAAUGAUUAUCAGUUUUAUUUAGUAGUUUUAAUGAAAAUCGAUAUAUUAUAAACGAAGUUUAAAGAAGAACUGAAAUUGACUGACAAAUAAUGAAUAUAAAUUAUUUAUGUUGUAAAAUGAAACAAAAGAUAGAUGUGUUAUAGAAUUAAUUGUAGCAAUCAUAAAUUUCUGAAUGAAGCUUCUACAUUACUUAUAUAAAACUACCAAGAUGCGAUGAAAAGUCUCUUUUUUACGCACACAUGAGUUCAUGUGCCGUACGCGGAGAAAAAAAAGAUGAAUGAAUGAAUGAGACGAAUAAAUGCGCAAGGAAGAAAGAGAGAAUUCAGGAAUGAAGAAUAAAAUCGUAUUAGAAAAUUCGAUAUUAUUAUAGAUAUAUAUAUGUUAUAAAAGUGCAUAGUGUGUGAGAACCCAGUAUUUAUCUUAAUGUAUACUGCUUCGUGCCAUGCGAGAAAGUAUAAAAUCCUAUUGAGAUCUUAACGCUCAGCAAUAUUGCUAUUAUUAGAAAUUUGAAUCAUUAGUUUAUCUUAUGUUACUGCUUUCACACCGAUAUUAUAAUUUGAAACAUUGAUAUAUUUCAUAUAAAUGCAACGCGUUAUUAAUAUUUUAUACAAAAAUACAAAAAGUUUCAUUGUCGGAUAAUUAUUUAUAUGUGAAUGUAUGAAAAAGUCUAUGAUAUAUGGUAAACGUAGAGAGAUUCAGUGAACAAUAAUAAAUUGCUGCAUAAUCAUACAUAUGAAAUAAAAAAAAAAAAAAAUUAAAAAAAAAAAAAAGGAAAGAAAAAUACGAACGCUUGUAAUAUUAACGGUAAACUAUUAACGAUUCGAAUAAAGAAGUGCACUAGAAAGAAAAGAAAGAAACGACGUGCGUUGCUUGCAUAAUAAUAUACAAGCAUUUUGUUGAAUAUAUCAAUUAACAAUAUUUGCAUUAUAUAUAACUCCCCCAAAGCGUUUUCAUAGUCAGUUAAAAUGAACAAAAAAAAUGUCCAUCACGUAUAAAUCUCAUAAAUCUUCCAAAAGCCUGAACAAAAAAGAACCAAAUAAACAUGGAAAUAAUGUAAUAACAAAUCCCAAUGAAAAUUUAUACUUUAUAAUUUUAAUUGCAUUAUCCUAUCUAUCUCGAUUCAAACUUGAAUGACCUAUUGCAUAUAUUUGUAAAAAAAAAAAAAAAAUUAUUAAUUAUUACAUAUU
Molecule: messenger RNA, 6263 nt
Organism: Polistes canadensis
Lineage: Eukaryota; Metazoa; Arthropoda; Insecta; Hymenoptera; Vespidae
Gene: Eps-15
Product: epidermal growth factor receptor substrate 15-like 1
Exons: 15
Coding region: 271-3333 (1020 amino acids)
Biological process (GO): endocytosis; endosomal transport
Cellular component (GO): plasma membrane; cytoplasm; clathrin coat of coated pit
Molecular function (GO): cadherin binding; calcium ion binding
Source: RefSeq, a predicted model, not a curated record